AUGUCUUUGCCUCAUAUACCAAGAUGGAUAGAUAUCACAGUAUUGGGCGCUCGUCGCUAUUCAGCCUCUCCCUUUCUCUCUGUCUCCGAGUCAUUCCUCAAUCGUCCGCCACCUGACUGCAUGUCCAUCGACAAGGCAAAUCUGACCAUGAACCAGGUCGAAGACGAGAGACGAGAGCUAGAAACCUUCCAACUCGGUGUUUGGAAGGUGUCUAUCCUCAAAAGCACCUCGUUCAAUUUCAGAAAACAAUUCUCGGAUGUGAAAGUUGCCCUCAAGUACUUUUGGCGUUUGACCAUCGAGGUCUACACCCUGGCACCCGUGCUAGCGACAUUAUAUGUGCUGAACGAACUAUGGUCGGGGGUUCAAGGUACUCUUCUGUUAUACUUGUCUAGUCAAAUACUCCGAAUUAUCGAAAUAGGAAUGGUCGAUCGUACUCUAGACAUCGCUGCUGUUCUCAAGGUCCUCGUCGUGCGGAUAUUAUGCGUCAUAUUCUCAGCAGUACUGCAAUGGGCAAGGGAGCUAGUCCUUCCAACACUGAAGACUCGGAUAACGACUCAUUUCGAACUGUUUUUGAUGCAAGCACGAUUAAGGAUAGAUCUUCCGACUUCGCAAGAGCCACGCAGCAAACUCCAGGCAUCUUCUUACGAUGCUUGGACAUCCUUUGAGGGUAUCCUCGAACUUGCGACGAACGUAUCGAAGGCCCUGAGCCAGCUUAUACUCGUCGUGCAAGCUUCUCGAUCUACUGGAUCGCCUCUCUUUGCCACCCUCUGUAUCAUAAAGCCAGUUUUUCUCACUAUUACGGGACGAACGCUCUGGGAUACACCUCACAUCGUUCACACGGAUAAUGAGCAUCGACAGCGUAUGAAGACUUUGAACAGUAUGUCGUCCCCAGAAUAUAGGUCCGAAGUCCUUGGAGGUGAUAUCGCGAAUUAUAUCAUAAAUGAGUACAAAAAGGCAACUCAGCUGCUCGGAGGUCUCUCAGAUGAAUGGGCUCCAUACCAAUACAUGGUUAGGACGUCGCCUGUUUGGCAAAUCAUUAAUGAUAUACUUGGAGACCUUCCUACCAUAUACUGCGUGGUGGUGUACAUUCUCCACUCCGAGGGACUCUCUCUCUCUUCCUUUGCCAUACUACAAGAGUCCUCACAGACCCUAGAUUGGGCCAUCCAGUACGUCGUUAUGAAUGGUAGAUCCUUCUGGAAACAGUACCAGGAGCUCAAGAAUGUCUAUGAAUCGGCUAACAUCGCGAACACCCUGUCUGACGGCGACAUCGCCUACCCCAGUACUGCCUCCGAGGAGAAACCCAAAGGGAUGUCAUUUGAACUGCGCGAUGUUUCGUUCUCAUACCCAGGAAGCCAAUGCACCAAACCCACCCUAUCCAACAUCAACCUAACUAUCAAGCCCGGCCAGCUCGUCGUUAUCGUCGGCUCGAACGGCAGCGGGAAAUCAACUAUCCUAAAACUCCUCUCACGAUUCUAUGAUCCUACAUCUUCAUCUGACUCCAUUCUAGUCGAUGGUAUCCCGGUUUCGCAUUACCGUAUGGCAGAUCUGCGGCGAGCGACGGCGACCUUGACGCAGGAGCAUUCUCUCUUCCCACUCUCACUAGGAGAGAAUAUAGGUUUGGGGUAUGCAGGAAGGGUGGAUGAUGCAGACAUGAUUGAUCGCUCCGCGGAGAUGGGAGGUGCGAGUCACUGCCUGGAAAAACUUGAGCUGGGAAAGAAGACAAGACUACGUACGGAAAAUGAGGCGCGUGGAUGCAACCUACCGGAUGACCCAGAUCAUCCUCUACAAGUCGAGCUAGCGAAGCUGCGGAAGAACAUCCAGCUCUCUGGCGGGGAGGUACAGAGGAUUGUUGCGGCAAGGACUUUCAUGCGUUUUGAGAGUGGAGAGGUCAGAUUUGUCGCCGUUGACGAGCCAAGUUCUGCGUUAGAUUCUGAAGGAGAAUUUGCGCUAUUCGAUAAUCUGAUUCAAGCGCGAGAAGGAAAGACCAUGAUAUUUGUCACGCAUCGGUUCGGAAAUCUGACGAAGCGCGCUGACCUCGUUGUUUGUAUGAAGGACGGAACAAUCGUUGAGACUGGUACUCAUGAACAGCUCAUGGUAAUGGAGGGAGAGUACGCUAAAUUAUACAACAUUCAAGCAAAAGCAUUUGUAGAUACUGAGAGUUCUUUAAUGAGUCUAUAGUACUUUUUACGCUUCAAUAUAGUGCCUGUAUGUGGGGUGGCGUCGUUUUGGAGUAAAUGUACAUCCUUUCCCAGUCGGUGAAUACCACCGGAGACCACCCAUCUUAUCAUUUCUGCUACCUCUGUCUGCUAUAGAUAGCAUAAACAAAAGACUCUCAUGCCGACUUGAUCAGUCAGUUACGUUUUGAGGUCUCUUUGGUGUGGGUGCGAGAAGUUGAGAUAUCGCUUAUGCGAUGCCGUCUUCGUGUUGUCCUUCUAAUAUCGGAGAGGGAAUGUCACCGAGCAACGCGUAGGAAGAACCAUACAUAGAAGACUCGUCUGUGUCCGGUCAGAAGACCAACAGAACCUCGGCGGACUGUCUCCAGGUUGCCGCCAAUCAGAGGUUCAUUGAAUUACCUCCCAUGUUGU
Messenger RNA from Desarmillaria tabescens, 2585 nucleotides. Its product is annotated as P-loop containing nucleoside triphosphate hydrolase protein. The transcript is spliced from 10 exons. NCBI's taxonomy places the organism in Eukaryota, Fungi, Basidiomycota, Agaricomycetes, Agaricales, Physalacriaceae. The record is from RefSeq and is a predicted model, not a curated record. Gene Ontology annotation, molecular function: ABC-type oligopeptide transporter activity; ATP binding; ATP hydrolysis activity. The coding region runs from base 1 to 2178 and encodes 725 amino acids.